AUGGACGACCACGAGAAAAAGGCCACCCGCGACUCAGACGAGGCGGAGACGGUCGAGCAUGCGCCUCGUCGGCGCAGCUCUUUGGGCUUCGACAACAUGGAAAACCUGUCUGCGAUCAUGGAGAACCCACUCAAGCGACGCUCCAAGGAAGAGCUCAUGGUCGACGUCGACGAGUUUUGCCGUCGCUUCAACCUGACCGACUUUACCGACGAUUUCCGGAAAGGCGCCCUCGUCGCCCAAAACCCAGAGCAAUUUGCCAGCAUCCCAGAGCUGUCGCCAGACGACCGCAACAUAAUUGAGCGCGAACACACGCACCGCUGGAGUCAGCCGUUCAUGCUCUACUGGCUUUGCGUCAUGUGCUCCCUGGCCGCGGCUGUGCAGGGAAUGGACGAGACGGUCAACAACGGCGCCCAGGCGCUGUACCUCGUGGACCUCGACAUCGCGGGGCCCAAUGUCACGCGCUUCAGCAAGAGCAUGCAGGACAGCAUCACCGGGCUCGUCGUCGGCGCACCGUACCUCUGCUGCGCCAUCAUUGGUUGCUGGCUGACGGAACCGCUCAACAGGGUCUUUGGCCGUCGCGGGACCAUCUUCAUCUCGUGCUUCAUAGCGGCCGUCGCAUCCAUCUGGGAAGGAGUCGCUAAUUCUUGGGUCAAUCUGUUCCUUGCUCGCUUUUUCCUGGGUUUUGGCAUUGGCCCAAAGUCGUCCACAGUUCCAGUCUACGCAGCGGAAUGCUCCCCGGCGCCAAUCCGCGGUGCGCUGGUCAUGCAGUGGCAGAUGUGGACGGCCUUUGGUAUUAUGCUCGGCAACAUCAUGGGGGUGGCCUUUGGGCCGUCCACUGGCAUUAGCCCGUCCCUCGGAUGGCGUCUGAUGUUGGGUUCAACCGUAGUGUUGCCUUUGAUCGUCUGCGCGCAAGUCUACUUUUGCCCCGAGUCGCCAAGAUGGUACAUCCAGCACAACAAGGUCGGCAAAGCGUUCCGGUCGUUCCAGCGCCUCAGGUACUCCAACGUCCAAGCCGCUCGAGACACAUACUACACUUAUGUCGGCGUGGAGCUUGAGCGCGAAGCCAACAAAGGAAAGAAUCUGUUCACUCAAUUCAUCGAGCUGUUUACAGUCCCCCGUAACCGUCGCGCUACAUGGGCUACGUGGAUUCUGAUGGUGGGACAACAAUUCUGCGGUGUCAACAUCAUCGCGUACUUUAGCACCAACAUCUUUCUGGAGGCGAACUACUCCAUCAACUCGGCUCUCCUCGCGUCUAUGGGUACCGGUAUCCUGAACUGGGUGUUUGCCAUCCCAGCGCUGUUCACAAUCGACCGAUGGGGAAGGCGGAAUCUUUUGCUCUUUACCUUUCCGUUCCUUUCGAUCACGCUUCUCUGGACUGGCAUGUCAUUCUUCAUCACCAACAAAAAGGCCCGCCUAGCCAUGGUCACGACGGGAAUGUACCUUUUCGAAGUAUUCUACUCCCCAGGCGAGGGCCCUGUUCCGUUCACAUACAGCGCCGAAGCGUUCCCCGUCCACGUCCGAGACGUGGGCAUGUCCUGGGCCACGGCAACCACGUGGUGCUUCAACUUCAUCAUCUCCUUCACCUGGAACCACCUCCGCACUGCAUUUACCGAGCAAGGCGCGUUUGGCUGGUACGCCGCGUGGUGCGUCAUUCUCUGGUUCCUCAUUCUGCUCUUCGUCCCCGAGACAAAGGCUCUCACGCUGGAGGAGCUGGACCAGGUCUUCAACGUCAGCACCAGAAAGCACAUGAGCUACCAGAUCAAAAACAGCAUCUGGCACUUUCGCAAGUAUGUGCUUCGACAGCGACUGGAGCCGCUGCCGCCGUUGUACAGACAUGAAGAGAAGUCGAACGAGUCUUGGAAAGAGAAAGCGGAUCAGUCGUAG
Molecule: messenger RNA, 1884 nt
Organism: Purpureocillium lilacinum
Lineage: Eukaryota; Fungi; Ascomycota; Sordariomycetes; Hypocreales; Ophiocordycipitaceae
Biological process (GO): transmembrane transport
Cellular component (GO): membrane
Molecular function (GO): transmembrane transporter activity
Source: RefSeq, a predicted model, not a curated record